AUGUGGAGUUAUGGCCAGCCCCACAACGGCGCUGUCAGGGAGCACCAAGAGGGGGUGACCGACCGUGGGCAGCACGAUUCUCACACGCCUGGUCCACUGGCCAGGUUUGGGGAAGAUUCAUUGGGACUCCCUGGGUCGGUUCGCACCUUCAGGGUGGGAACGGAGCUGCGGGGAGUGCGCUCUAAUUCCCGUGUGGAGGGGGCUGCGGUAGGGGAUGACGAGGGUGAUGCGGAGGAGGAUGAGGAGGAGGAGGAGGAGGAGGAGGAGGAGGAGGAGGAGGAGGAGGAGGAGGAGGAGGAGGAGGAGGAGGAGGAGGAGGAGGAGGAGGAGGAGGAGGAGGAGGAGGAGGAGGAGGAGGAGGAGGAGGAGGAGGGGGACGGGGAGGGGGAGGGGGAGGAGGAGGAGGAGGAGGAGGAGCACGUGGAGUACGGUCGGGUAGGGGAGCGUGGGGAUGAGCAGGAUGAAUCAGGCAGUGGCGAAGGAAGUGAGUGCGCAUAUACUCCUACCGAUGAGGGGGGUGAUGCGGCCGAUGACGAGGUCCACGAAAUGGAUUAUUUGGAGGCGGAGGAUGGUGGGGAGGAGGACGAGGAAGAGGGCAACGAGGAGGAGGAGGGCGUUGGCGAAAAUGAGGGGAGGCGUACGUGUGGGGGGGGUCGCCGCCAGCAAGGGGCGGCUAGUGGAGCAGGAAGGGGGCAGGCUGGUGGUGUUUGGAGUGGGCGUGUGGAGAAGAGGGGUCGCGGGAGGGGGAGGAGAGGUGGAGGUGCGACGGCGCGUUGUCGCACCUCCCGCGGUUCCCCGCCUGCAGAAUCGGUGGACGGGGCUAGGCCUCGGCGACGGCAACGUGCUCCGGCCUCUGAUUCGGAUCUCGGCUUGACUGUCCACAUGUUCAACAACUGGCUUGUGGGUGAGGGUGAGACCUUUCCAGAGAAGGGGUAUGAGGGCGUGCCAAAUGGGGGGAUUGAUUGGCCGUAUUGCACGCAGUGGCCAAACUUCCCUGGUGUGGGACGUCAGGGCGGCGUUCGCGGAAGGGGGGGUAUGGAGCGGUUUGUGGGCCACCGGUUCAGCGUGCGCUCCUUGCGAGAGGCGGUCACCAAGAUGGUGGUGACAGGCAACGUGCCUUUCCGCUUCGUGGAGUUGGAGGCGUUCCGCGAGCUGAUGGUGCUGCUGAACCCGAACGUCGCGAACGUUCGAGUCCUUCCAUCAAGGUGGACGGUUGCGCGAGACGUAGUUGUGUUUGCUGAGCGUGCAAGACUGGAGGCGAUGGCUGAUUUGGCACCACAGCCCGGGGAGCGCGCCACGGGGGUUGCAAUCUCCAGUGAUAUCUGGACCGGGGGGAACGGGAAGGCCUACUCGGUGGUAAAGGGCCACUUUGUGACACGAGAUUGGAAGCUGCGGGAGGUGACGCUGGAUUUCCGUGAGAUGACAGGGCGACACGGGGGAGAGGAGAUUGCGGACUUGGUGCUGGAGGUGGUGCGUGAUUGGGACUUGGUGGACCGUUGUGUCGCCUUUGUGUGCGACAACGCGUCCAGCAACACCCACGCCUUCCACCUCCUCUCGGGUGGUAGUUCUCGCCCUGCCAUUUUCCGCCCAGGCAUGCACGUCAGGUGCACCGCGCACGUGCUGAACUUGGCGGUCCAGACAGCACUGAAGGUCCCCCUUGUGCGCAAGACCCUGCGUCUGGUGCGCGACGUUGCCAUCUUUGUUGGUUACUCCCCCAUCCGCACGGGGAACUUCCAGGCGGAGCAGGUGCGGGCGUACCCGGGUAGAGCGCCCUUGAAGCUGGUCCAGGACAGCCCUACUCGAUGGGGGUCGACGUAUGAGAUGGCGGUCCGCUUCCUCGAGCUGCGCAGGGCGAUCCACGUCCACUUCUACGACGACCAGGGCACGACGCCUAAGGAGCGGAAGCGCUUUAAAAAGCUCCGCCUCAAAGACCAGCACUGGGAGGCGCUUGAGGCAUUGAAGGUAUUUCUUGCACCCUUCAACGCCGUCACUAAGUCGGCGGAGGGGUCGCUCUACCCGACCAUCUCCAUGGUCAUUCCAAGCUACAACGAUCUUCUUGACAGUUUGGAGGAGAAGCUCCAUGGCAACCCGUCCCCGCUGAUGAGGACGAUGACCGUUGCCGCGCUGGGGCACUUGAAGAAGUAUGUGUACGCCAGCAGCGACGACCUGCUCAUCGCCACGUUCCUUGAUCCAGCGAUGAGGGAGGGGUACUUCGCUCUGGGCACGUUUGAGACUAGGCACCCAGAGUUGGUUCAGGGAGGGAGGGAGAGGCGGGCAACGGGCCCAGUGACGGUGGAGCAGAUCCUGGAGCUGGUGCGCACACGUGUGACGGAUUACCAGGCGCAGGCAGCUGCGAGAACGCCAGUGUCUCCACCUGCUGCAGCAGCGCCAGCACCUGCUGCCAACAUUGAGGGGGAUGAGGCUAUUGGCAGUAGGCGCCGCUUGAUUGCGCGCGUAUCUGCUUCACGUGCUGCAGGAGGGUCUAGGCAGUUGGGGGACGAGGUGGACAGAUAUGUGGGGCACGAUGAGACUGGCGACCUAUCCCCCCUCGAGUUGUGGCGCACAGUGAAGAACCUUGACACACUGCGAGCCAUGGCCAGGGAUUACUUGGCGAUUCCCGCCACCUCGGCAUCGUGCGAGCGAGCAUUCUCACAGAGCAGGAACUUGAUCACCUUCCAGUGCACACGCCUGAACACCGAGCGUGUGCGGUCGUGCAUGACUCUGCGGUCUUGGUACGACACGCACCCUGGUGGUCGUAUCGGCGAUGGGGCAGAUUCUGCCCGUGCUGCAGCAGCAGUGGACUUGGGGCUCGAGGGAGAGGAGGAAUGCGAGGAGGAGGAGGAGGAGGAGGAGGAGGAGGAGGAGGAGGAGGAGGAGGAGGAGGAGGAGGAGGAGGAGGAGGAGGAGGAGGAGGAGGAGGAGGAGGAGGAGGAGGAGGAGGGGGGGGGGGGGGAGGAGGAGGGGGAGGGGGAGGCGACAUAUGAAGCGGGUGUGGGAGAGGGCCAGGGCUAG
Molecule: messenger RNA, 3012 nt
Organism: Closterium sp. Naga37s-1
Lineage: Eukaryota; Viridiplantae; Streptophyta; Zygnematophyceae; Desmidiales; Closteriaceae
Source: the annotation of a GenBank genome assembly